AUGCGCCUGUUCCCUCCCCUUUCCCUCCUGCUGGUCUCCGCGAGCGCGGCGCCCACGCGCCCCCCUCGGAUUCUUCCCCUUGCUCCCUUCCCGAGCGCCCCCGAUGUGCUGCCUGUACCUUCUGCCGCCGUUGUCUUCGUCUUGAGAGGGAUGUCUUCUCGCCACAUGGGGUUUCUUCUCCGUGUGUCUCUUCAGCGCCCUGGGCCGGGGCGGGGCGCAUGCUUGCCGUGGUUCGCCCUCCCUACCGGGGCCAACUGCGCUGGAUGCUCGUCCGCGGGUGCCCUCGCUCGACAAUGCGCGCUUGCAUCCUCCUCUUCCCCGUGUGAGCUUACGCCCCCUAUGGGCAUCCCAUUCAAGACGACAGCACCGGCGGCCGGAGGGCAGGCCCGCCCUCGUUCGGGUUCCCUGGGCUCGCGCGUCCCCCCCCCCGGCCGCAAGGACCAAGGGGAGACAGCAUCGCCCCCUUCUCCGAGGCAGGGUGGUCCCCCGGGGACGCGCGAGCCAGCGGGGUCCACCGACGCACCCCCAUCCAAUGUCUCGCCCGUCGCGGGCUCCUCUCCUCCUCGGGGCGCCCCCCAUUGCCCUGUGUCACCCUCUCGCCAGCGCCGCUAA
Fonticula alba is the source of this 612-nucleotide messenger RNA. RefSeq lists its product as hypothetical. The transcript has a single exon. The coding region runs from base 1 to 612 and encodes 203 amino acids. NCBI's taxonomy places the organism in Eukaryota, Rotosphaerida, Fonticulaceae. The record is from RefSeq and is a predicted model, not a curated record.